UUCCCUGUAGUUGGGGGCCUAGAAACGAAAUGGCGCCAAAAAUGAUGCUAAUAAUCAGGGGAGGUAAAUGUGAGAAGCGAAGAAAGAGAGGGGAGGUAAUCGACUUAGCAACAGGCGUAAAUAAAUAAGUUUCAGUGAAGUUGUUAUGUUGUUAAUAUCCUCCGUUGGCAAAACAUAUUUAGACUAAAUGUGGACUAAAUUUCUCAUUGAAAUGACAAAUAUACGACAUUUUGACGCUAUGAACAUAUUCCUAUAUUCCAGACACAAAGUUUAUAAGUAAUUACCUUAUUCUACCUUAAUUAUGUCUAGUCUUUCAGGUAGUUCUAGCAUUGAAAUACCUUUGGACGCUUCUCUCGAAAAUCAAGUACAAGAAUUUCGAGCUGCUCUGAGAAGCUUUGAGGAAGAUUUAGAAAAUGAAGAAGUUGAUCAUAGCCAAGCUAUGAGUCAUAGUAAACACUGCAUCUCUGAGCCAGAUGCUUACGGAAACUAUUCCCAAGACAAUUCAGGAAAUGAUACAACAGUCAAAGGAUUGACCCAUCCUCAAGAACCUCAACAAAAGAUGUCAUCAGUGAUUGCUGCUAAACAGGUUGAAAUGGCUAAUCUCUCUGACAGUUCUGAUCUUCAACCUGGUUCAGAGCAGAUAUUUGAUGACAUAAGUACCGGUUCUUAUAGGAAGCUGCCUCUGACCAGUGAUUCUCAACAACUUUCUGAAAGACCAGUCUAUGGUUUUCCUAAACCUAAAACACAAGCUUUAAUGACUGCUUUGAGAAGUUUUGAGAAGCAGAUGAAGAAUUUAGAAUCUGAGCUUAAUCUAGCAAUGAGUCGCAAUAAGCAACUCCUCUCUGAGGCAGACACUUACAAAAACUGCCCAAAAAACAAGGCUGGGAAGGAGACAUUUGAAAGCUUAGCACCUCAGCAGAGUAAACCUGAAGGAAAAAGAACAUCAGUGACUGCCACUAAACAGAAGGCUGAUCAAGUACAGAUAUUUAGUCCUCCCAGCUGUUGUGAUGUCAGACCACACUCAGAUCAGAUUUUUGAUAUCAGCACUGGUUCUUACAAGAAACUUCCAACAACAAAGCCUUCAAUCAACGAUGAUCAUCAGACUUCUGAUAAACCAGUCUACACUUUUUCUGAAACAAACAUAGAAGCUUUAAUGAAUGGUCUAAAAAGUUAUAAGCAGCAUGUUGAUAUUUUGGAAUCUGGACCUAGCCAAGCUGUAACUCAUACCACACAGUGCGCCUCUACUGAGACAGAUGAUCACAAAAAUCAUUCACAAAGGAGUUCAAGGAAUGAAACAACAGCUGAAAGAUGGACUCAUCCUCAAGAUGUAAUUGCAUCAAUAGCCAGAAUUAAAUCAAGGUGUGUUUUGCUGAAGAAAAACUUAGAACAGCUGAGGCAAUUGGCUUUGAAGGCAGAGCAAAACAAGGUAAACCUACAGAAAGAGCUGGAAAAUCAAAAGAGCAGUAAAACUUUAACACUUCAUCAAUCCUCAACGCAUCAAUUAUCUCUGGACCAAAUUACAGGACUUGAACGAGAAAUAUUACAACUGUCGAUUAUUCAAAAUGUGGCUGAACAACGGAUUAAGCUUUUGGAACAAGCCCUGGCAAUAGAGAAAAAACAAAUGGAAAGAUUAGAGACGGCCUUAAAAUCGUUAACCCAUCAAGAUGGCGCCGAUGUUAACAUGCAGGACGUUUUCACUUUAACGAAACCACACAGCAAAUGUCAGCAUCUCGACUCUUCGGCAAACAAAAGACUAAUUACUGGUACCGCUUCGACAGACUGUGCAAGUUCUUCUUUGCUGAACUGUAAUAACCUCCAAGACCUGUUUGCUCAACUCCAAAGAGAAUUCUGUCAAUUGACAUGGAAACACCAGAAUUUAACGAAACUGUAUAAUGAAACCUGUGAGAGCCAAUUACACAAAGAUCUUGAGACGGAGAUUGACAACCUUGUGGAUCUGAUGGAAACAAAAGCAAAGCAAAUGGUUAAAAUUCGCAAAGUCCUCUACCCGCCAAAGAAAGAAACUAAACAUGAAAAGAGGAAAAAACGAGAAACCAACCAAUCACUGUGUAAAACCAAAACUGCUUCCUUAGGGAAUCAUUCAAGAACUUCGAAAAGGGCUUGCAGGAAUCUACCACAGACAGGCUCAGAAAAUGUGGCGAGAAAACCUCAUCAAAUUUCAAAAGAUACCAGAAAAUUACAAGCUACGUUGCGCCAAGAGGAUUUACGUUGGGUGUGAUUAUCAGACAUGUGUUAGGGAUUAUCUCAUAUUUUAAACCAUUUUUGACAAUUGAAAGGUACACAGAAACGAAUGGCGUCAGCAUUUCAAAUCAUGCCUUUUUCUGUUCAAGAAUAUUGGAAUGGUUCUGCAAGACGUUGCACUAUUCUCUAUAUUUUAUUUUUUAAAAUAUAUUUUUGAAGCAAUCAAUGGAGUGAGGUGACCCUAACGAGCUGUGUCCCUCGUUUGCUUUGAUUCCUGGUCUUAGCUAAAUUGCUUUGUGGAAGUAAGUAGUCCUCAUUGCGCUGAUUAGAUUUAUGCAUACUUUGUCAUUUGAGAUGUGGAGAAUUCCAGAAAGUACCUGACUGUCAGAAGCGACUUAACUUGGUCCCCUGUCUCAAGUGCACGUGCAUGGAACCAAGUUUAGUCAGUCCCUGUGCAGUAAGGGUUAAUACUGCUUAAAGAGAUUCAAACAAGGUGCAAAUAUCAUUCCGUCUCUGAAAUAUUCCAGAGAACUUUUGCUUGAUCCAAAGACCUUAAUAGAUUCUUUCAUUCAUUUUUCUAAUUUACAUUUCCAUUGCUUAACCCUCUAGCAUUUAAACUGGCCAUAUCUGGGCCCAAAUAUUCCACAUGUUUUAUGUUCAAACGGACCAAAUCCAGCCUCUUAUACAUAGCCUACAAUGUCAUGUUAAAAAUGCGCAAUCACAUCAUUGAAAUCUCAGAGCCAUCAGAUAUGCAUUGUUGAUUCAAAUCAUCAUCAUCAUCAUCAUCGUUUAACGUCCGUUUUCCAUGCUGGCAUGGGUUGGACAGUUCAACUGGGGUAUUGGAAACCAG
Octopus sinensis (East Asian common octopus) is the source of this 3049-nucleotide messenger RNA. RefSeq lists its product as uncharacterized. NCBI's taxonomy places the organism in Eukaryota, Metazoa, Mollusca, Cephalopoda, Octopoda, Octopodidae. Gene Ontology annotation, molecular function: microtubule binding; gamma-tubulin binding; identical protein binding. Gene Ontology annotation, cellular component: centrosome. The record is from RefSeq and is a predicted model, not a curated record. Bases 302 to 2236 code for a protein of 644 amino acids. The transcript has 14 exons.